AUCUAGGGGGCCGUGCGACUCCCCAUAAUAGAGAACGGCAAAGCCACGGGAACGGGGAACCACGGCUUGAAGCCGAAAGUUACCUUUCGGUCGGCUAUUUUUAGUGCAAUCUCGGGACGUUCGCUUCGCGAGCGAAUGGUUUGAAAGACAAUACUUCCUCCGUGUCGGGCGUGAUUGUUUCUUUCAAUUUGUCUGUCUGUGAGUGAUAACUUUUUCAAGGAGCAUCAACAAGAAAGAACUGAAAAUGCCUGUCUUCCAUACGAAAACCAUUGAGAGUAUAUUGGAGCCUGUAGCUCAGCAGGUUUCAAGGCUCGUGAUUCUCCAUGAAGAAGCUGAAGAUGGCAAUGCUAUGCCUGAUUUGUCCCGGCCAGUUCAAGCCGUCAGUCAUGCUGUGGCUGACCUUGUCAAGGUUGGCCGUGAAACAAUCAACAGCAGUGAUGACCCUAUCCUUAAGCAGGAUAUGCCAGCCGCGCUUCACCGAGUGGAAGGUGCUUCUAAAUUCCUGGAGGAGGCUAGUGGCAUGCUGAAAGGUGAUCCAUAUUCUGGACCAGCAAGGAAAAAACUGAUAGAGGGCUCAAGAGGCAUUCUGCAGGGAACAUCUGCUCUGCUGUUGUGCUUUGAUGAAUCUGAAGUUCGCAAGAUCAUAAGAGAGUGCAAAAAAGUUCUGGACUAUCUAGCUGUUGCUGAAGUUAUUGAAUCUAUGGGAGAUCUUGUACAAUUCCUUAAAGAUCUUAGCCCAUGCCUUAGCAAGGUUUCAAGAGAAGUUAGUGCACGUUCUGAAGAACUGACCCACCAGGUGCAUCGAGAAAUAUUGGUACGCUGUCUUGACCAAGUAAAAUCAUUGGCUCCAAUUUUGAUAUGCAGCAUGAAAAUCUUCAUCCAUAUCAUAUCUCAAAGCAAAGAGGGAGCAGAGGCUAAGGGUGCCCGUGAAGCUGCUGAGAACAGAAAUUACCUGGCUCAACGCAUGACUGAUGAAAUCAAUGAAAUCAUUCGUGUGCUCCAAUUGACAACAUAUGACGAAGAUGAAUGGGAUGCGGAUAACUUGACUGUAAUGAAGAAGGCUUUGAAUGCUAUCCAAAGCAAGAUGCGUGCUGCUCAUGAUUGGCUUGAGGAUCCUUUGGCUCUUCAAGGUGGAGUUGGUGAAAAGUCUGUUCGGCAGAUUUUGGAAUUUGCCAUGAAGGUAGCUGAGCGUUCAUUGCCUAAUGACCGUGAUGCUAUUCGCAAGAUGUGCUCUGACAUCAGAACUAUGACUGAUGCUUUGUGUGAGCUGCGUAGAGAUAAGAAGGGAGCCACACCACAAGCUGAAGCUUUAGCUCGCGGAAUUCAGGACAAGUUGGGUGAACUGUGCACACUUCUCACACGCGCUGUGAAUAAUGUGGAAAAGUCUGGCAUGCAGCAGCCUGCUCAUACAGUAAUGGGACGUCUGGAGCAGGCUAAACGUUGGUUAGCCAAUCCUGAAAGGGACGAUCGCGGCCUUGGACAACGUGCUAUCCAGCUUAUUGUGGAGGAAGGGCGGAAGGUGGCUGAAGGAUUGCCGGGUGUUCAAAAAGCAGAAAUUCUCGCUCUCUGUGAUGAGGUAGACAUGUUGUCAAGGCAGUUAGCUGACUUGUGUCGUCGAGGUCUUGGUGACUCCCCACAAGCAAAGGAGAUUGCAAGGCAACUGGCUCAGAAACUGCAUGAGCUGAAAAACCGCAUCCAAAGUGCUGUUGUUAAUAGAGUUGUAGAGGACUUCAUUGAUAUUACGACUCCAUUGAAGCAGUUUGUUGAAGCUGUCAAUGUACCUGAAGGAACUCCUGGAAGGGAGGAGAAUUUCGCUCGAAAAGCCCAAAACUUGCAGAACUUUUCCAACCGUGCUGCUAAAACAGCACGUAUGGUUGCUGCUGGAGGUGGUGGUGGAAACAAAAAAUUAUCUGAAGCCCUCCUGUCAUCUGCAAAUCAGUUGGAAAGCCUGACCCCUCAAUUGGUUAAUGCUGGCAGCAUAAGAAUGCAUUAUCCUUAUGACAAAACAGCUGAUGAACAUUUCAACAACUUGAAAAAUCAAUAUGAAGACAGUAUUGAGCGAAUGCGAAAUCUCUGUGAUCAAGCUACUGACCCUGCUGAAUUCAUCCGUCUCUCUGAGGCUCAGAUGCAAAAACACACAGUCCUUUGUGAGGAUGCUAUCCGGGCCAAUCAGCCACAAAAAAUGGUUGACAACACUGCUAGUAUUGCUCGUUUAGCCAAUCGUGUGCUGAUGGUUGCUAAACAAGAGGCAGAUAACUCUGAAGAUCCGUCCUUCAUUGCCCGUGUCAAUGCUGCUGCCAAUGCUUUGGAGCGAAGUGUGGCACCCAUGGUACAAGAUGCCAAACAAGUAGCAAUGGACACAAAUAACCCAGCAGCUUGUUCAAGGUGGAGAGAUUCCAACAGAGGGUUACUUAAUGCAGUUGGUCAAGUCCGUCAAGCUAUUGCACCUGAGGUACCCCAGCCUCCAGAUGUGAGCUCUCUACACCUGAAUGACGACCGAGCACCUCAGCAACAAUAUAACUACUUCACCGACAAAGGUGUGGGUGGAUGGUGUAUUUCAGUUGGACAGCAUCUUCGUGAACAACCAAGUCCCAACGGGCUACAAAGUGGGAACUAUGGCAGCCCCAGUACUCCUGUAUAUUUUGGCAGAUCCUCUCCUACUAUCUCAAGUCUUUCAUCUCCUUCAGGAGGUGUUCACAGAAAUGUCAGUCCCCUUCCUAGGUGGGCCCAAGGAGAUGGAACCAAUUUAUUGUAUCAGGAGCUAACUUCUGAUGAUGAGUACUUUUCAAGAGUAAUUUGUUCUCAAAACAACUUGUACAUUGAUGACAUGGCCCCCCCUCGCCCACCCCUUCCUGGUGGCGACAUGCCUCCACCACGCCCACCACCACCAGCAGAGACAGACGAUGAAGAUGAUAUGUUCUUGCAUGCUCCGGGCGCCAACCAGCCUAUCAUGAUGGCUGCUCAUGGUUUGCAUCAAGAAGUAAAGCAGUGGUCGAGCAAAGACAACGACAUUAUUGCUGCAGCUAAGAAGAUGGCCCUGUUGAUGGGACGUUUGUCUCAACUUGUUCGAGGUGAAGGUGGAACCAAGAGGGACUUGAUUGCCUGUGCUAAAGCCAUAGCGGAGGCAUCUGAAGAAGUGACCCGUUUAGCCAAAGAGCUUGCUCGGGAAUGCACUGACAAACGAAUGCGCACUAACCUCCUUCAAGUGUGCGAGCGGAUUCCUACUAUUGGCACCCAGCUGAAGAUUCUUUCAACUGUGAAGGCUACCAUGCUUGGUGCUCAAGAGAUCCUGCCCCGAUGUGCAAUGGGGGAGUUAAUUGGUGGCUCGGAGGAGGACCAGGAGGCAACCGACAUGUUGGUAGGCAACGCUCAAAACCUUAUGCAGUCUGUAAAGGAGACUGUAAGAGCUGCAGAGUCCGCAUCUAUCAAGAUCCGCACUGACGCUGGUAUCAGGCUGCGCUGGGUCCGCAAGCAGCCUUGGUACAGGUACUAAAUGGAAAAUGAAUAUUCAAGAAAUGGAAAGGGCACUUAAGUACUUCAAGCCAAAGUUCAAUAUCAAAAUCGAAGCAGUCUGAUAUUAGUUUCCAUCGCAGCUAUCCAGAUUUACCUUAUUUUGUAGGGUAAUAGUCUAUUGUAUGACAAUCACUGCCUUCCUAGAAAGCUAUAUCCUGUGAACUUCAUGGUGAAUCUCAUAGAACGUCAUGUUAUGCUUCGAAUUUGUUCUGUUGUUAAGAUAAGUCAUGCAACAGUGAAAUGCCGAGGAAAAAAGGAUAGUAUGCAAGUCAAGCAUUAAUUUGAGCAUUUUACAAGAUUGAUCACUGUCUUCCUGACCCAGUCUUAUGCUGCAUUUUGGGACAGUCAUGACUUGACUCAAAGAUCACUACUGACAUUGUUUAAAAUGAGUGGUUUAUUAGGGAUGCCAUAAGGCCUGAAGCAAUUUAAAACUAAUGAAUGAGGAGCAAUUAGUGCUAAGGGAGCUGUGACUUUGACCUCUUUUUGAGGUACCUCUUCCAUGGCAUUUAGUACCAUUUAAAUCUAGUCUGAUUAGGUUGAGCUUGUGUAGUCGAGUGUGACUGCAACAUCCAUCUCCGAUUUGAUCCCAAAACUAGGUAUAUUGAAUAAAUGAAUAUAUAGCACUCCUCUUCAAAAAGGCUCUCCUGACUUUUGUCAAAUUCUUUCAUGAGUUUCCUUUUGUUUCCUUUUGUGUGUCUAACUUAUUUUGUGCAUCUAUUUAUUUCUAAACAUCAAGUGGUGUUUGGAUAUGUUGGUUACUUUUACAAGCAACGUUCUAGUAACUUUUAAAAAAGUCUCUGCGACACAUUUUUUAACUUCAUCUUGUCCCAAGUGAUAAUUGCAUGAGUUACAUAAAAAAAGUUAACUGAAAAAUUGCAACAACGUAUCUCUUCACAAGAAAUAAUUUCAAGCAGAAAAUUUUGUACCCAACUUUUAAUUAGUGUACUAUCAAGUUACUCUCAAAAGACUUAAUACUUAUAAAAAUAGACUUGUGUGAUGUAAUGACUAGGUGUUUUUAACAUGUAAAUGAGACUAAUUGUACUGGUUUAAUGCAAACAUGUACAGGGUAGAAAAUAAGCUGGCUUUUGACUUUGCCUUUAUACAUAUUUGAGCUUUUAUAUUGGGACGCAACAUAUGACCAGAAUCUUGAGAACCAAUUACGACUAUCUGAUGUUUGACCACUCAGUGAAUUUCGAUUGGAUUUGCUCAAGUUUUUAACAGUAGUGUAAGGUUGAGUACAUAUUGGUGUCCAGAUUAGGGUCCUAAGAUCCUUAGGUCCUUAGGUCCCUAUUCUAAACAAACUUGGGGAAGUGUAGCGUAUUAUAUGUGUCCAUUGUGUACCUGUUAACACUGUUUAGGAUUUUGCAACUGUUUAAUUAACCCUUUCAGGUUGAUUCAGAAACAAAAUGGUAUGAAAUUCUAUAUUCAUUCUGGGAGGAAUUAAAAUUGAUUUUCUUAUGACAAGUUUUGUGCCUUUGGGUCUUUCUUGUUGGGUGUUAACAUUGGCACCUCAUUUUAUGCCCGCAAGCCUUUUAAAAUCAAACAAAUGAUCUCAUGACAUGAGAGCUCACAAAUUUUGUAAUGUUUUAAAGACAAGUUUUUGAAACCUGCUGAGGAUUUUUUUGUGGCUUUUGCUAUUUGUAAUUUAGGAAAAUGCAGGGAGCAUAUUUUUCUAAGCUCUUUCAUAUUUUGAUACGAUAAAUGUAUUUGACCACCUUUUGCAUGUUUUUUCAAUGCUUGUUUUUCUCCUAAGAUGUCAUCAAGUUCAUUAUUUGUCACCAACAUCAUUUCAGAUAAAAUUGCAUCAUAAUUGUGAAAUGAUACUCCUACAAUGAUAGCCAUUCCACUCAUGUGUUUUUGAGUUCAUGUUUGUUUCUAUUUCAUCGCAUCAUAGCUGAAAGCAUUUUUAUAUUUUAUCUCACAGGUCUUGUAUCAACAACUAUGUAUGCUCUGUCACUUCUUAUAGGGGCAAGAUUAUUAUUUUUUUAAAUGUGAUCUGGCUGGUGAAACUACCCAAAGUCACUCUUUUACUUAAGCAAAUUGUGCAUUUCAUGCUUUUCAUACUGUCAUUCUGCAAGAAGCUUUCGUCUUAAAAAACUUUGUUGAUUUGUAGAUUUCGGUGCCAUAUAAUUGUGAUUAAUUUAAAGCUUUUUUACUAUGAUUAUUAACAUAUAACGCACAAACAGCUUUUUGUGCGGUAUGCUAUUUAUUUUACUCAUAUCUUCAACUUACCAUUAAUUGUUUUGCCCAGAUAGAAGUCUGGCAACACACCUGAAGAAUACAUGAGUGUCUUGUUUUAUGUUAAUAUCUUUUCUUAUAAUUUAUUAUUAAGUUUGUAAUGUUUUAAUGUAAUUUCUUAAAUCAUUAAUUUUUAAAAAUGAUUAGGUGAGUGAGGUUUAUCUUUACUCACAUUUUGUUUGAAACAUUAUCUACUGUCAUCAGUAGUGUCUGGCUUGUUCUCUUUACGGAUUUUGCAUGAUAUUCUCUGUGGCAUUUCAUUUUACAGUAUUACUGUUGUAACGUUGUUAUGUUUAUCCCUGUGAUGUGAGAUGUUCUUUUAGGAUUUGUGUGUUAAGUAUUGCUUGCAACUGAGUCACACAUAACCACAUUACUGGAAAAUAAUCUUCCAAAUUUCAUGUCUUAAAAAUUUGGACUGUGACGGGGCCACCCUUGAAGACGCAAUCCCAUAACAUUACAAAACUGUUGCUAGUCAAUGUGUGAGUUAUUGGAUUGUCCUCAAUUUGGCUGCUAUCUGAAGUCCGCACAGGUGACUUACAUCAAUUGCUCUCCUCUAAAGCAAUUAUGCUGAUAACAUGGACACACUUCAUGUGUCGUCCUAAAUAUUUUCAAACUUAAUUCAUUUUGCAAGUGCAUUUUUGCUUGACUUUCUAGGUGACAGUUAUACUGUGCUAAUUAUUUGUUUUGACUUUGUUUUAACAUUGAUAACUGUAAUUUAUACAUGGCACUUUAGGUUUCUGAACAACUGGUUUCUUUGUAUCCAUCAUUGACUAAAGCUGGGAUGUAUUUAACUAUUAUUAUUUUUUUCUGUUAAAAUUUAAUUAUUAGCAAUUUUGUAUCCUAACUCAUGUUUCAACUUCAGAUAGCUUUAAUAAUUAUCCCUUCAUUAUGUUAACAUACUAUUAACAGCAGUCCUGUUACAUCCAUUGUUUCUCAAAAACUCUGUACAUCAUUCUGUUGUGUACAAAAGUAGUUGCGUACGUGUGUUAUGUAACAUUUGAAAUGAAUAAUAAACAAUUAUUUGUCCGCA
This is a messenger RNA of Thrips palmi, 6781 nucleotides long. RefSeq names its product vinculin (gene Vinc). The coding region runs from base 245 to 3493 and encodes 1082 amino acids. Gene Ontology annotation, molecular function: structural molecule activity; actin filament binding. The record is from RefSeq and is a predicted model, not a curated record. Gene Ontology annotation, biological process: cell adhesion. Gene Ontology annotation, cellular component: actin cytoskeleton. Lineage: Eukaryota; Metazoa; Arthropoda; Insecta; Thysanoptera; Thripidae. The transcript is spliced from 23 exons.